AUGCCUCUGACAGACAGCUAUCUAGAGCGGCCUCGAGGCAUCGCGGAGAUGUGGGGGCGCUAUCUGGAGAGCGGCGAGUACUCAGACUUCCUCGUCACUUGCGGCAGCCGAGACUUCCACGUGCACCGCCUGGUGAUCUGUCACAAGUCCAGCUAUUUCCGUAUGCUGUGCAAGGACAAUUUCAAGGAGGGCAUCACGCAGAAGCUGGAGCUGGUGGACGAGGACCCGGAUGUGUUUCAGGCCGUGUUGACCUUUUUGUACACGGGCAUCUACGAGACGGAUAAGAUUGCGGGGUCGGCAGAGCUUGAAAUCCCCCCGGAAGGAAGCUGUGGCUCCUCAGUCGACUCGGAAAAUGACGAGGAGAACCACCGCAAGGGUCGGCCCGCCACGACCGAAGACCUUGUCGCGCACAUCCAGCUCUACGCGAGCGGGGACAAGUUCGACAUCCGCGAUCUCAAAGACGUAUCCUCGAAGAUGUUCCGCAACCAACUGAUGCGCACACCCGUCGAGAACCUCGACGUGCCUCAAAUCAUCCAGGCCGUGUACACCUGCACGCCGCUCAACGACGCGUCCCUGCGCCCCGUGCUCAUCGACUACUGCGUGCAAAACCUCAGCACCCUGCUAACCCAGCCCGAAAUGGCCUCUGUGCUCGCCGACAUGGGCCAGUGCGCGUUCGAGCUGCUGCGCGCGUACAAGGACGAAGCCGACCUGCGUUCGCGCAAGGCAGUGGAAGACCAGCGCACGGCCGUGCUCGAGAUAAAAAAGGCCGAGUCGCAGCAGCUGCGCGAGUCGCUGGCCAAGCUGCAGAAACGCGAUACCCAUUUGAUGGAGAUCCUCGCGUCGCAUCAUAACUGCCGCAAUUGCGGAAAGGUGUUUGGCGGCGCGCCGCAGGUGUAUGGGCCGAUGAGUGAUAGGGUCAUGUUGCGGUGUAAGGCCUGUUAUACAAAACAUUCCUAG
Messenger RNA from Talaromyces proteolyticus, 957 nucleotides. RefSeq names its product BTB/POZ protein. The transcript has 2 exons. The record is from RefSeq and is a predicted model, not a curated record. Gene Ontology annotation, molecular function: protein binding. Lineage: Eukaryota; Fungi; Ascomycota; Eurotiomycetes; Eurotiales; Trichocomaceae. The coding region runs from base 1 to 957 and encodes 318 amino acids.